UAAACUUUCAGCAAAAAGAUAAUAUCUUUUGGCGGGCGAGCGGCGCGCAUGUGGUAACCAAAGUUGUGUUGAUGCUCGUUCCGUUUACAAAAGCGUGGUACUGCUUUGGGCCUAUUCUCAAGUCAAUACUAGAAGGCGCGCAUGUGGUAACCAAAGUUGUGUUGAUGCUCGUUCCGUUUACAAAAGCGUGGUACUGCUUUGGGCCUAUUCUCAAGUCAAUACUAGAAGGUUAAUAUUAGAAAAAAUGUUGUUGCUUUUAAAUAUUCUAUAUGUUAUUCCUACCUUUUCUUAAAGAGCUAUUUGUUCAGAUUGCUAUGCAUUUGGUUUUUUGUUCCAUAUUCGUAUGAAGAUGUAAGUUUAAUUUGGUAUUUUGCUCUAAACUAAAGGUUAUUUGUCAUUUAUGAGGUCUGUUUCAUUUAGUGGAUUUGUUUGAAAGUUGGUUUAAUUAAUUGGUAGAGGGAUCUCUUAUUACCUUAUUUUUUUUCAUUUAAUUAAUUGUUAGGGGCGAUGAAUCAAGGGGGGGUUUCUGCAAUUUUACAGGAUUAAUUAUACAUUUUGGUCUUUUGUUUGUAAAGGAUACUAUCAUUUUUCUUUCUGGUCAACACUAUAAAAUUCUUUAUCUCAUUGAUUUCAUUUUUCAUUGAUUGUUCUCUAAAAACAAUUUGUUUUAGGAUCAACAUGGUAUUAGUACUUCGCAUCUCUUGUUUUUCAGUGUUUCUUGGAGAUCAUUUUAUGAAUGCUCCUAAUGCUGUUGGAUGUUUGGGUGAGCAAAAGAUUGGCAAAUUGGAUGAAACUUUGUAUCACCAUAGGAAAUGAGAAUCAUAGUUUGGAUGGUUAAGGUCAACAAUUUGAUGAAUCUGUUAUAACUUCUAAAAAGUCUAGUGAGUAUAAUUUAGUUGAUGAGAGACUGUGGAAAGACUUCAUUCCAGUGGAUGUGUGGGAUUAAUUGAUUUCAGAAUUACUUAGUGGAUAGGUUCAAAGUUUGUCGCCUGGUUACUUGGGUUUGAGAUUGAAAUCAUGUGAAAUAAGGUUGACUGGAUUAAGAUUUAAGACAGAGAUGAUAUAUAAAUAAUAGAUACCUUAAUUUAUUUUGCAUUCCCUUUCAAUUACAAGAAAAAAAAGAAAAGCAGCUAGUUCUUAUUAAGCAACUUCAUAUUAUACACUUGCUAGCUGAUCUGCAUGUUUUUGUCAGAAGCCUGAAGUGGUGGAUAUGAUAUUGCCACUCAUUGUAGAAAUUCUAGAAGGGGGGUGACACUACAACUCUUGGCUUAUUGCGACUCCAAGUAUGUAUGAACGUAUCCUUCUCAAGCAUGCGUUAAAUGCAUCUACAGGUUUUCUUCUAAGGUUUGGAAGUUCACUUGAAUUUAUCAUUCAAAUGGCUAACACUAAAUUAAAUCUGUCGCAUGGUGUCCCAAUCUUUCUUUGUGGAGUUGCUGCUUCUUCUUGAUGUGGUUUCCGGCACAUUGAGUUUAGAUUUUGAAUCUGAUUAUGAAGUUGUUGUCUGAUGACACGAAGUUACUUGAUAAAGCUCUCUAGUGUUGGAUGUGCUAAAAGUGAAACCCUGGCACCAGAAGCCAUGGACAGAUCAUUCGGAGAAAGCUUUUUGUUAACAAAUCGGAGUUCGCCUGCCAUUUUCUAUCUAUCUAAGUCGAACGAAGCUGUUAAAGGAGCGUUUGGAAAGAGCACCAAGGAGGAAGAAGAAGAAAAGGGCAACCCCGUGAAACUACACCGAUGUUUGUCCCACGUUAAGGUUUUCAUCUGGUUUGCGAGCAGUCUUAAUGGAACUAAAUUGAGGUCAGACUAUUUUCAUUGGAUGCUAUCUUUGUGCUCAGAUGUAGGGUUGGCUGCAGAGUCUAGAAGUGGAAGUGUUCGAUUAUACAGAGCUUUCAUCACAAAAGAUACCUGGAAAUUUGGAGAGCGGAUUUUCUUUCGCCUCUACUUCCUAAUGAGGCUGAAAUAUGUUCAGAUUUUGAUCCUACUGUCAAGGUUGAACCUUCACUUUUGAAGUUAUUUUGCAACUUGUGGUCCUAUGUUGCUCUCUUUUGGUUAGCACCUCCAAUAUGGAAACUUUGUCCCAGAUAAAGUCAAUUUCCACUACAAUGAAGAUUGUGGGGAGCAUGGAUGCAGUUGCUCUUUAAGCAGUUGAUUUAGUUCUGUGAAACUUGAAGAUGAGUUGGAACUUAAUGCUCUUGAUAACCCUAGCAGCCGCGUGGCAAUGAUUAAGCUGUUGUAAGCCAAAGACUUACUCUUUCUACUGCUUUAGCCUUUAGGUGGGCAACUUGACGUUGCCACA
This is a messenger RNA of Ilex paraguariensis (yerba mate), 2293 nucleotides long. Lineage: Eukaryota; Viridiplantae; Streptophyta; Magnoliopsida; Aquifoliales; Aquifoliaceae. The record is from the annotation of a GenBank genome assembly.